Molecule: messenger RNA, 1093 nt
Organism: Parasteatoda tepidariorum (common house spider)
Lineage: Eukaryota; Metazoa; Arthropoda; Arachnida; Araneae; Theridiidae
Product: osteomodulin
Cellular component (GO): plasma membrane
Molecular function (GO): protein binding
Source: RefSeq, a predicted model, not a curated record
AACUCUUCUUUAAGGUAAUUACGCUAAUCUUUAUCAAUGUACACCGGAAAAAAAUAAAGCGAGACAUCUGUUAACAAUUAUAAAAUCUUUAUGCAACUUUAAACUUUAGCAUAGGGAGUUUCAGGUUUCCAUUUCCGACAUGCUGCUCUUCACCCAGCUCUUCCUUGCCUUCGCUGCCACAGCGUUUGCCAUCGAAUGUCCUCCCUCCGAUAAAUUAUAUCCUUGCUCAUGUGAGGAAGAUGAAGGUCAUACAAUCGUUCAGUGUGAAGGCUCCAGUCUGUCUGAGCUUGAACCCGCAGUCAAAAAUACCAUCGGUCACAAUGUAUCCUUCUAUUUCACUCGUUGUAACUUAGGAGACAUCCCCUCAGACUUUCUCAAAGGCCACAUAUCUUCUAGGAUAAAGUUUGAGGAAUGCGUAGUGACAUCAUUUGGAGAGACACCUUUUAGCGGACUCGAGAACUCCCUGGAGUCCUUGUACAUUUAUUCCUCCAUCGACAGGAGUGUAACAAAAAUGGACAACUUCAAUUUGAAACAUCUGCACAAAUUGCAAUAUUUUUCAGCUCCCUACAAUGAUAUUGGUGAAUUGGGAAACCAUUGGUUUGAAGGUGGGCCUGUUUCUCUGACUCAAGUUGAUUUGGAUGGAAAUAAAAUUGAGAGCUUUGGAGCAACAGCAUUAGCUUCCCUGGUGAAUCUGGAGCAAUUAUAUGUGGGUGAUAACCAAAUCAAAGAUGUGUCCAGAUCUGUACUUCCUAAUCCAAUGAGAGCUCUCUGGGUAUUAGAAGCGAAAUCGAAUUUAAUUGAAGAAUUGCCUUCAGAUGCAUUUGAGGGAUUUCCAAAUCUGAAAAUUGUGAAUUUUGGAGAAAACAAACUGAAAUCCAUUCCUGAAAAUGUCUGGGGAAAGGUUUGGAGUCAGCUGGAAUCAGUGUAUCUUGAAGGAAACAAUAUUGUUUGUGAUGCAAAUAUUAAAUGGAUCUACUCGCAGAAGUUGCCGGAUACUUUUGAUGGAAAAUGCGGACCUGGAAAUGAUCUUGAGGGCAGAGAUUUGAAAUCUUUAAAACUGGAAGAUUUUGAAUAAAAUAAAUCAUUGUUGAAA